AUGUUUUGUGCACAGUGCAAGGUGGCAUGGCACUCCGGCGUCACCUGUGAAGAUUUCCAGCAGCUCAGGACUGAUGAACAGGGCCGAGAUGACCCGCUGCUUAGGAAGGUCGUCGUGCAUGAGAAUAAGUGGCAGAGGUCCCAGCAGGUCAGGAAUGAUGAACAGGGCCGAGAUGACCAGUUGCUUAUGAAGGUCGUGCAUGAGAAUAAGUGGCAGAGGUCCCUCCGGUGUUUGGUAGCUACAUGUAAAUCUUUGUGGAAGUCUGAAGCAAAUCGGAUGAUCGAUGUGGGUCAUAGCACCUUUGUCUCAACUGAAGACAUGGACAGACAGAAACAGAAAGAAGCGUUGGAUAAUAUGCUUCAGGAGCUAGGCCAAUGCUGCCCUGGUGGGUAUGCGAUUGCCAGCAGUGAAUUCUACUGCACCAUAUGCAUGGAGUCAGUGGACGUCCGGGAGCUCUUCCCCGUUUCUGGGUGCACACACCUCUUCUGCGUCAGCUGCGUGAGCCAGUACAUCACUGCAAAGGUCGAGGAUAAUGUGUUGUCCAUUGGCUGCCCUGAACCGGGUUGUAAGGAUGGUGCACUGGACCCAGAAGUGUGCCGCGACCUGAUCCCGCUGCAGCUGUUCCAGAGGUGGGGCGCUGCCCUCUGUGACUCGGCGCUAGGUGCAUUCAAGUUCUACUGCCCCUUCAACGACUGCUCGGCAUUGCUGGUUGACGAACGCCGCCAUGGUGAGGCAGUGAUAACACAAGCUGAGUGCCCACACUGCUGCCGGAUGUUCUGUGCGCAGUGCAAGGUGGCAUGGCACGACGGUAUCACCUGCGCAGACUUCCAGCGGCUUGGCAAGGAUGAGCGGAGCAGGAAUGACCUGCUGCUGAGGAAGGUCGCGCAGCGGAGCAAGUGGCAGAGGUGCCCCAAGUGCAAAAUGUACAUCGAAAGGACCGAGGGCUGCGUGUACAUCGUCUGCAGGUGUGGGCAUCGCUUCUGCUAUCUCUGCGCAUCCCCAAUGUCACGAGGCAUCCAUCGUUGCAGUAGGUGCAAGAGGACCUGGUGA
This is a messenger RNA of Miscanthus lutarioriparius, 1050 nucleotides long. The record is from the annotation of a GenBank genome assembly. Lineage: Eukaryota; Viridiplantae; Streptophyta; Magnoliopsida; Poales; Poaceae.